Molecule: messenger RNA, 936 nt
Organism: Leptosia nina
Lineage: Eukaryota; Metazoa; Arthropoda; Insecta; Lepidoptera; Pieridae
Source: the annotation of a GenBank genome assembly
AUGGCCGAAGAAAGUAUCUUAAAUGUAAAAUGCCGUCUCUUAGAAUUAUUUUCAGAACUUGACGAUAGUGAAUUGCACUCAAUAGAAGCAUGGAUAUCAACUCAAAGUUACAAACAAGACUUAGAAAUUAAGAAAUUACUAUUGGAAAAGGAAAGGAAAUUAUCGAAAAUUGCUAAUAGCUUAAAAAAUAUGGUUCCCUUUGAAGCUGAAAUGCCAUCAGAGGUGAUCAUGCCACCGAUAAUAGGAGAUCAAGCUGAUUGUACAAAGGAGAAUACAUGUCAUGUUGAUGAGUUUCUCUAUGAUGAUAAGGAAGUAGAUGAACUAGUGAAAUCUCAAAAGUUGACCCGAUUUUACUGCGCAGAGUGUAAUUCAAGGAACAUAAAGGAGCUGAUAUUUAUUUCACAUUCAAUGUCAAAACAGGCUCUUCAGUACAUUUUCUAUGUUUUGUUACCUCAAGAUUUAGAAGAGAAACACCUUUUGGAUGUUGGGUCUAGAUUAGGUGCUGUUCUCUAUGGGGCUUACUAUCUUUGCAAUGCAUCAUCUAUAGUUGGUGUUGAAAUGAAUAAAGAAUGUUGUGAAAUACAAGAGAACAUAAUAAAGAAAUUCUCCAUGGAUUCUAACAGAAUAAAAGUAGUAAAUGCAGACAUUACAGAAAGAAGUGACAUUGUUAAAAAUUCCAAUAUUAUCAUUAUCAACGUUUUAGACUUUUUUGUUGAUGUUCAGAAGCAUAAAGAAAUGUGGCAUUUCUUUAAGAAACACAUAAAGAAAGGAAGUUAUUUGAUAUCAAAUAGAAGUAUGACUGACACUUUGGAUACCCUCGAGUUAUCAGAGGAAAUGGCAGGAUGGCUAAAGAUUUGCAAACCUCAUCAGGUUGCUAAUGAAAUUUUUUUUGAUGUUGAGGAUUAUAGCGAAUUGUAUUUAUAUACUGUAAAGUAA